AUGAUUUGGGAGGGCGAGACGUGGUGUUUCUUGAAACAAAAAGCAUACAGUCGCAACUCGAUAUGCCGGAACUCAAUACACCGGAUCCCUUGCUGUCCCUACGAAUAUUCUCUAUUGAUACCUGAUUCCAUGGCAGCACUAGGCUAUGUAUCUAUAUUUAAUGGGAGUAGCGCUGCCAUCCGGAUCACCCCGAGACACCGGAGCGCCGGGGAUUGGGUGCUUUUUCUCGUGAGGUUCCUGAGAAGCUCUAAGCGAUUACGCCCCCUGGCUAGAUCGCGGAUAUAUCGUGCCUCGCAAUCUCGUAAUCUAAUAUCAAUAGGAUCCUACGAGUUACCUGCGUUCAACAGAUCUUUUUGGGGCGGGGUACUCUCGGGUUGGAUCCUCCAGCGGGACGGUUGCGGUGGAAGGGCUUCAAAGAACAGAAAGAGUUUUGCCGCAAGCAUUCGGGGAAAAUAA
This is a messenger RNA of Morchella sextelata, 456 nucleotides long. RefSeq lists its product as uncharacterized. The coding region runs from base 1 to 456 and encodes 151 amino acids. The transcript is spliced from 7 exons. Lineage: Eukaryota; Fungi; Ascomycota; Pezizomycetes; Pezizales; Morchellaceae. The record is from RefSeq and is a predicted model, not a curated record.